AUGACUUCACCAAAAAUUCAAAAGGAUAUUGUUAGUGUUUGUGCACAAGAAACUGUGAAAGCUAUAAUUGAUGACUUGGGUGGGGAUUAUUUUGGGAUAUUAGUUGAUGAGUCUAAGGAUAUUUCACACCAUGAACAAAUGGCCCUUGCUUUGCAGUAUGUUGACAAAAAAGGCCAAGUGAAUGAGCCAUUUAUUGGUCUUGUUCGUGUUGGUGAUACAUCUGCAAAGUCAUUGAAGAAAGCAAUGUAUUCUUUACUAUUGAAACACUCAUUAAGUCCAUCCAAAAUACGUGGACAAGGAUAUGAUGGAGCUAGUAAUAUAAAAGGAAAGGUGAAUGGUCUUAAAUCUUUAAUUUUAGAACAAACUCCAUCGUCAUAUUGUAUUCAUUAUUUUGCGCAUCAAUUGCAAUUGACACUUGUAGCUGUGGCUAAAAAACAUAAGGAGGUGGAAAAUUUCUUUGCUAUAAUUGCUAACGUGUUGAAUGUAGUUGGAGAAUCUUUUAAGCGUAGAGAUCAACUUCGUGAUCAUCAAGCAGAAUUAUUGGAGAAAUUACUAGAGAGUGGUUUUGAGGCUGAUGAUAGAUUACAAGCAGAAGCAUUUUUGAGUAAAACCAAUGCAUUUGACUUUGUUUUCUUGCUUCACUUGAUGUUGAAAGUGUUGAUGAUGUUGAACGAGUUGAGUAAAGCUUUGAGAGGUUGCAAGUAA
This is a messenger RNA of Nicotiana tabacum (common tobacco), 705 nucleotides long. NCBI's taxonomy places the organism in Eukaryota, Viridiplantae, Streptophyta, Magnoliopsida, Solanales, Solanaceae. The record is from RefSeq and is a predicted model, not a curated record.